CCUCUGUUAUUUUACUUUUGCCAGGACAAUGAAGAAAUGAAAAUGGAGAUUGAUUCAUUAAAGCUGAAAUGUACUGGUACAAUUGCAGAUAGAGAAGGUCUUAAAGAAAAUAAAAUCAUGUUGGAAUUGCAAUUGAAACAACUAGGAGAGCAGCAUGCUAUAGUUUGCCAGGACAAUGCAGAGAUGAAAAUGGAGAUUGAUUCAUUGAAAUUGAAUUGCAAUGUUGCAAAUGAGGAACAGAAAGUCCUUGUAGAGAAAAAUUCAAUGUUGGAAUUACAAGUGAAACAACUGGAAGAGCAGCAUGCCAAAGUUUGCAAGGACAAUGUGGAGAUGAGCAGGAAGAUUGAGUUUUUAAAGGAGAACCAUCAUGACAAGAACUCAGGUUACGGGGGGCAAGUUCUUGAGAAAAAUUCAGCUUUGGAAGUAGAACUUAAAGAACUUAAAGAAAAGUACAGCAAAGCUAUUACGGAAAAUGAAAAGUUUAGGAAGAAGGCCCGUUUGUCCCUUGUGAAAGUACGUUAGGAAUUUUGUAAUGAGAAGUUGUGUCAUAUUUUGUGUGUGGAACUAAUGCUCAUUAAACCUGGCUGC
Thrips palmi is the source of this 588-nucleotide messenger RNA. RefSeq lists its product as uncharacterized. The coding region runs from base 37 to 522 and encodes 161 amino acids. NCBI's taxonomy places the organism in Eukaryota, Metazoa, Arthropoda, Insecta, Thysanoptera, Thripidae. The record is from RefSeq and is a predicted model, not a curated record. The transcript has 4 exons.